GCCCAUGCUGAAAAAAAAGAAGACUACUGGAAUUCUGUACACUGGAGUACUGCAACCAAGAUAAAUGUUUUUGGAACUGAUGGCUUCAAAAAUGUAUGACAUUGCAAAGUUGAGGAGUACAAAGAAAAAUGCAUGGUGCCUACACUGAAACAUAGUAGGGGCAGUGUCCUUCUUUGGGGCUGCAUGAGUGCUGCUGGUGUCGGGGAGCUGUAUUUCAUUGAUGGUAUCAUUAAUUCACAGAUUUACUGCUCUGUAUUGAAAGAGAAGUUUUCCAACAUGACAAUGAUCCACAACACACAUCUAAGGCCACUGUUGCAUUUCUGA
Molecule: messenger RNA, 324 nt
Organism: Staurois parvus
Lineage: Eukaryota; Metazoa; Chordata; Amphibia; Anura; Ranidae
Source: the annotation of a GenBank genome assembly